UGUUCCGGGUCAGAAACUGGAAUGAGAGGAAAUUAACUCUAGAGCGAGAAAAACACGAAAUCGGAACCGACCAAAACCGAGAUGUAAGCGUCGGUCAGUGAAAAUAAAGGCCAAACUAUUCAACAUUCCAACGACUGGGAAGAUUUGAAAAUCGGAUAGAAGCCAGCGUGAGGAUAAAAAGUAUUUGAAGUGUGAGAGCACGACCAGCGGUUUUAUUCCAUGUUACUCUUUGCAGUUUAUUUAUGCCCUGAGAGGUGGUUUGCGCGUUUGUUCGCUGUUAAAAGUCGCACGAAGAGACGCUGCUGUAGCUGAUACUGUGCGCGGAAACUUGGGAGUUCUUUUCUUUUGGAUUCUCCAUUUAUUUUGUGUAGUUGUGGGGGGAUUUUCGAAGAACGGAGUUUAUAGCAACCCGUGAUGUUUCACUGUAUUCCCUUGUGGCGGUGUAACCGUCACAUUGAAACGAUCGAUAAACGCCACUGUUCUCUAGCGUACGUCCCAGAAGAAAUCUAUCGCUACACUCGCAGUUUGGAGGAGCUUCUGCUUGACGCGAACCAGCUACGGGACCUGCCUAAGCCAUUGUUUCAGCUUGUGAAGCUAAGAAAACUGGGCCUGAGUGAUAAUGAGAUCCAGAGGCUUCCUCCAGAGAUUGCUAACUUCAUGCAGCUUGUAGAACUGGACGUCUCCCGGAAUGACAUUAUGGAAAUCCCUGAAAGUAUUUCCUACUGUAAAGCUCUCCAAGUAGCAGAUUUUAGUGGAAACCCACUGACAAGGUUGCCCGAGACCUUCCCUGAGCUGCGAAACCUAACAUGCCUUUCCAUCAACGAUAUAUCGUUGCAGGCCCUUCCGGAAAACAUUGGAAAUCUUGCUAACCUGAUAUCACUGGAACUCCGAGAGAAUCUGCUGACAUAUUUACCUGAGUCCCUCGCUCAGCUGAACAGACUGGAGGAGCUGGACGUAGGGAACAAUGAGCUCUAUAGUCUGCCCGAAACAAUAGGCUGUCUCGUCAGCCUAAAGGACUUGUGGCUGGAUGGAAACCAACUGGCAGACAUACCCGCGGAGAUGGGCAGCAUGAAGAGUCUGCUCUGCCUGGAUGUGUCCGAGAACAAACUGGAGCACCUCCCCGAGGAGAUCGGAGGCCUCACCUCGCUCACAGACCUGCUGGUGUCCCAGAACCUCAUCGACUCCCUGCCAGAGGGCAUAGGGAAACUGAGGCGGCUUUCCAUCCUCAAAGCGGAUCAGAACCGACUGCUGCAGCUGCCGGAGAGCAUCGGGAACUGCGAGAGCCUCACGGAGCUGGUGCUGACGGAGAACCAGCUGCUGAGCUUGCCAAGGAGCAUUGGAAAACUGAAGAAGUUGUCGAACUUAAACUGCGAUCGGAACAGACUAACAUCUUUACCAAAAGAGAUCGGGGGCUGCUGUGGUCUGAACGUCUUCUGCGUUCGAGAGAACCGCCUGACGCGGAUUCCCGCCGAGAUUUCUCAAGCCACGGAGCUGCACGUCUUCGACGUCUCCGGAAACCGGCUGAUGUACCUCCCCAUGUCCUUAACCUCGCUGCGGCUCAAGGCCCUCUGGCUAUCGGAGAACCAGUCCCAGCCGCUGCUUACGUUCCAGACGGAUGUGGACCCCGAGUCGGGGGAGAAGGUGCUCACCUGCGUCCUGCUCCCUCAGCAGCUUUCUGAGCCAGAGGAGCAAGGCUUGGAUAACCUUGCCCGCUGUGGUGCUCUGGAGAGCUUGGUCAACGACACGGCAGACGACACCUGGGACGACCAAGCUGCCAAUCGUAUCAGCGUCAUCCGCUUCCUGGAGGAAGACGACGACAAUGACGAUGAAAUGGGAAAGCUACUGCGGCGAGCAACUCCACACCCCGGCGAGCUGAAGUCCAUGAAGAAGGCGGCCGAGAACCUUCGCAACGACAUGAACGCUGCCAAAGCCCUGGACUCCAACAAGAACGAGGUCAAUAACACUGUGACCACGUCUGUGUGAGACUCUUACCUCAGAAACAUUUUACCUCCUGUGUCUCUCCACUACCACCACCACCACUACCACCCAACAGCCCCCACCCCCGCCCCCCGCCCAUCCUGUCCUCGCACCCCGGCCCGCUCCAGUCUGUCCGCGACCUCGGCCCGGCCCCUCGUGUCCGACCCCCAGCUUCAUCUCCAAACCCUCACCAGCUCCCGCGGCUAGAUCGCAGGAAUCGGCGUGCCUUCUGCUCAUCUCGUUUCCACGGCAAUAAUCUGCACAGGUCUGCUCCUUUAAAAAAAAAAAAAAAAAAAAAAUCUAAAUAAAUUCCAAUGCUUUUAUAAAAAGAAUUUUAAGAUAAAAAUAGGUAGUUGCACUAUUGUAAGUCUAGAAUAUAUCACAACUGUUGAAAAUCUAUAUAAAUAGUUUUAUUUUUGUUUGUUUUUUUCUUUUUUUUCCUUUUUUUUAGCACUGGGUGAAUCAUUUUUAUUUUUUUUACAUAUUUGGGAUACAAUAUAUUAUACCCAGGAUUUUUUGGACCUACUGAUAGAAUUAUUGUAUAGUUAUGUGAAUAUUGAUACUUUUAUACUUUUUAUGGCAGCUGAGAUGGUGUAAAUUUUUUUAAAAAAUUGUAUAGCGAGUUUCUUAAUCGAUGGCGGAUUUUAAAAUCUCUUUAAAUUUGGUACGUAUUUUAUUUUAAGAAAAUAUAUAAAAAUGGACAAACAUAACUGUCUUCAUAUCACACUUUAUUAUUGUUUAUGAGUAGGCAGCCUCAAAUUUGUAGUCCGUAUCCAGUGUUUUUAAAGAACAUCUCACCUGCUUGGAGUGUAAGGGUGUUGUUCUUUAGUCACUAGUGGCCAACACGGGUAGGAGAGACCUACCUACAUUAAACCUACAGGGCUCAUGCAAAUGGAAUCAGUGCGUGCGAUAGGUCUGUCUAUCUCAAUGCGCACUUCUGUUAAAUGACAAACGACGGCUGCAUUUUUAAAUGUGCUUCAAACUGAAUAUGAGGAACAAGUGACUUCUGUACUGUUGGCUUAACAACCCGGUGAUAUCUUGGGCAACAUGACCAGCUUUUAACAUUUUGAACAAAUGUUGAAUUAAUUUACUCUAAACAUGGCGUUUUUCUAAAAGUGGCGAUCUUUAAAAAUGCAGUUGCUUGAGGGCCGCACAGUGCACUUCUGCAGAGCACUGGACUUUUAAAAUGAAACCGCCUACUGUUCUUAUGGUAUAGUACACUACAACAUUUGUGGAAUUUGUUUGCUCUUAAAUGUUCUGUGAGGAAAAACCAUGGAAAUCAUUUAUUUUUAUUUUUUUUAAUGUUGAUUUAUCUUAAUUAUUUUAUUCAGUGAUCAAGCUGCACAAAAGAAAAAAAAACUAUCAAAUAGGCAUAAACACUUCUGCCCUCAGAUUCUUAUGACUUUUAACCACUGAUACAAUAAAAUGGAUUUAAAAAAACGAAACAAA
Messenger RNA from Conger conger (European conger), 3426 nucleotides. RefSeq names its product leucine rich repeat containing 1 (gene lrrc1). NCBI's taxonomy places the organism in Eukaryota, Metazoa, Chordata, Actinopteri, Anguilliformes, Congridae. Gene Ontology annotation, molecular function: protein binding. The transcript is spliced from 14 exons. Bases 415 to 1983 code for a protein of 522 amino acids. The record is from RefSeq and is a predicted model, not a curated record. Gene Ontology annotation, cellular component: adherens junction; postsynaptic density; postsynaptic membrane. Gene Ontology annotation, biological process: neurotransmitter receptor transport, endosome to postsynaptic membrane; neurotransmitter receptor transport postsynaptic membrane to endosome.